AUGUCGGAGAAAUAUCUAAGCCAGAUCUAUUACGAUCCAGAAAGCCCCGCAAGUUUUGGUGGCGUAGAUUCCGUUUAUCGCGCCGUGAAAAACGAAGGGAAAUAUGAGAUAUCGCGGAAUAAAAUACGCCAAUGGUUACAAAAGCAAGAUGCCUAUUCAUUGCAUAAACCUGUCAGAUAUCGCUUCAGGCGUAACCGUGGUAUAGUUGGAGCCAUGGAUGAUGAGUGGGAGGCAGACUUAGUCAUUAUGGAUUCAUUAAGUCAACAGAAUAAUGGGUACAAGUACGUUUUAACUGUUAUUGAUGUACUCAACAAAUAUGCAUAG
Molecule: messenger RNA, 324 nt
Organism: Paramuricea clavata
Lineage: Eukaryota; Metazoa; Cnidaria; Anthozoa; Malacalcyonacea; Plexauridae
Source: the annotation of a GenBank genome assembly